CAUUCAUCAUCACUCAAAGGAGAUGACCAAGGUAGGUGCAACCAUCUAUGCGCCGCACGGGUCACUGCUGCUCCCCAACUUCCCCGCUUGUUCUUGUCUUUACAUUCGCAAAUCCACGCAAAUAGCUUCAAGCAACAUUUUGAGACUGUCGAUUUUACACAGUACGGCCACAGCCCCCGGAUGGCACCUCUGCCAUGUCAAUCCAAGAGUUCUCGCAUUCCCCCCGGGCCUCGGGCCAGUCACGCGAUCGCGGUCUUGUCUGGGCGGGGUUUGCAUGUGACCCUACCCACAAACUCUGCCUAGGAACCGCUUCAGAUAUCGACCACACCUCCUCCGGACGCGCUGACUGUCGGUGGAUUCCAGUGCUCAGCUGCAUGUCUGUUUGUCUGCCUUCCAUGUUACAGAGAUCGGUACCCCUUCACUCUUGCCCUGAGGCCCCUGGUUUAUUAGCGCACGCAUCCAAUACACCAAACGAGGACUUAGUAGUUGCAACACACCGAUUGAUACUCCUCAAAGGCGCUUGCCCAUUGAUUAUUGUGUCUGCCGGCAGCCUAUCACUCGACAUGGCCGCUUCUACUCGCUUGAGGCGCCGUGCUAUGUACUCGGGAGCUUUGCCGCAGUCACCACACCACCACAAUUGCCAUUGCAUGUCUUCCUCACCAGCCUCUUUAUAUUCCCUGCCAGGGCGAUAAGCAGCUAAAUCCGCUAAGAAAUGCGAAGGCUAUAACCAUUAUACCGACAACAAACGCAGUCGGACAUGAUCUGUCACUCAUCUGCGAAUGUUUGUUUCACCAAAAUGCCUUGGAUUCCCCCAGCGGGAUUGCGAACUCGCAGGAUCCUUUUCGUUCCGCCAUAUUAGUGAGCGCGCAUCCCAUCAUCUUCCGCUAGUCUCAACAGCAAGAGGAGCUCGAUCUGGAAAAGACCAGCCAUACAG
This is a messenger RNA of Westerdykella ornata, 934 nucleotides long. RefSeq lists its product as uncharacterized. Bases 195 to 692 code for a protein of 165 amino acids. The record is from RefSeq and is a predicted model, not a curated record. The transcript has a single exon. Lineage: Eukaryota; Fungi; Ascomycota; Dothideomycetes; Pleosporales; Sporormiaceae.